Bufo gargarizans (Asiatic toad) is the source of this 2613-nucleotide messenger RNA. RefSeq names its product family with sequence similarity 151 member A (gene FAM151A). The transcript is spliced from 8 exons. The record is from RefSeq and is a predicted model, not a curated record. The coding region runs from base 416 to 2146 and encodes 576 amino acids. Lineage: Eukaryota; Metazoa; Chordata; Amphibia; Anura; Bufonidae.
GGAGCGAGGAGAAAAGGGACCCAACCGUUGGGUGUCUAAGGUUAGGUGUAAUAAUACUUAGAGAAACUCGCUCAGUAGAUAUGAUCCUCAGACCACAGCUCCAGCUAUUGUCGGUAAUCUCCCCGGAUUCCUUUCUACUUGCGUGAAAGAAUUUCAGCAGCACAAGGUCCAAGUGCAUUGUUCUCGCAGUGCAACCUGUAAUUUCAGCCAGAACAAAGGGGUCUUGGGGCCCCCUCUCCGUAACGUGAGAAGACGUCUUCUUACUGAAAGAGGCAGAACCGCUUUUGUGGGCUCGGAUAAAGGAUGUGGAGCUGAGAAGAGGCACUUCUAACCAGAAGGAGGACUGGCCAUUCUCACCAGGAUUUGAGGGCCAUCUCACAGCUCCAUUGGAAAGGUUUUUGGUGGGGGUAACAGGAUGAAGCGUUUCACAUUGUCUGACCUAAGGACGGUCGCGGGCGUCUGUGUAUUUCUAGGGGUGUGCGUCGCCAUCGCUGCACUCUGUCUGACCCUGGGACAACCUCGGAAAAAAGAUUCAAAGCCUGCUUUCUCCAGCGGAGGAGACAUGCUGGACUAUCUGAAGUUACAAGGAGAAAUUGCAACCCGUGAUGGACUACUUGUCAGCUGGUAUCACGGUGCAAACAACAAGAGUCAGACGCAAGAAGCACUGAAGAGUGGUGUCAUGGUCUUAGAGGCGGAUGUCAACGUGGAAGGACAUUUAACCCCGAACGAGACAAAUAUUCCUAUUAUGGCUCACCCACCCGCUGUAUAUAGUGACAACACCCUGCAAGAAUGGCUGAAUACCGUCCUCCACUCUUCAAGAGGUAUUAAGUUGGACUUCAAGAGUAUCCAAGCCGUUGGCCCAUCGCUUGACAUAUUACUUGCUACGUCCUCCAGGACUCCCAUUAACCGCCCUGUAUGGCUAAAUGCAGACAUCUUGGCAGGUCCCAAUGUCUACAAUGAAAUUGGAGUAAACGCAACACAGUUUCUAAACCUAAUCCAAGAGAGGUUCCCAGACAUCACCAUCUCUCCGGGCUGGGUGACGUUAUACUUACCACCUAUCAUCUCCAACAGAACUUACUCCAGAGACAUGGUGGAGAAGAUGUACAAUCUGGUGAAAGGUCUGACUCAAAGAAUCACUUUCCCAGCUCGGGCCGUUCUCACCUGCUCAGCAUGGGAGAAUUUCUACUGGCUCCUGAAGCAAUCUGACCGGUACAGCCUGACUUUAUGGCAGGGGAGUUCGGACCCUCUGCAACUGGACGACCUUUUGUUCAUCCGCGAUAACAGUCGCCCUGAGGAGAUCUAUUAUGACAUUUACGAUCCUUUGCUAUCAGAAUUCAAACAGCAAGCAUUGAAUACAAGCAGGAGGAAACUGUUCUACACCGGGGGCAGUCUUCAGAUGUACUUUCACCCCGACGAUCAUGAUGGAAUAUCGGUGAAAUGGUUUGAUGCAGAAGAAAACCUCUCCACAGUACAGAAUCUUUUAGCAAGUAGUUUUGGAAUGCUUACUCUUCAUGUAGAAGUCCAAUCAAGAUCACCGGUGGUGAUCUUUGCCAAGUCAUCAGCAGCAUUUCCACUGGAAGAUCUUCUGAAGCUGAUUAAUAGCAACAAAAAUCUUUGGGGAGUUUUUCUGAAACCAAAAGACCAUGUUUCACUCAACGAGACACUCCAUGCCUUGAAGAGACUAAAUGACCAGAAAGGCCUAUAUCUUCCAGUAUGGAUUGGUAUGGAUGUGUCAUAUAAGAGUUUCAGUACACCUGGGUAUCUCUAUGGAGAAGACUUCAUCGGUAGCAUCAACGCCAUCUUUUCGGCAGUUACGAUUGCUCCUGGCUGGCCCAUAGAACGGUUGGACGGGGGUUAUACAGAGCUGAUGGUGCAGGACAUGCUUCAGCUCUGCAAAGGAGUCAUGCAGGAGGUCUCAUUCCAGCUACAAGCAGUUAUCUUGGGUAAGGCCUGGCUGAAUACUGUGAAUCUAAUGAAGGUCUCCCACAUGUAUACUCUUACUGUGGAACACACCGCUGAGCAGGGGACAUUCAUGGAUGGGUAUCAUGGACUGAUGGCCAUCAGAACCCACACGGAAAACGGUGUCUAUUACAAACUACCACCAGAUUAUUAUUCUUCGCUCAUGACAAGUAUCUACAGCACGUAAAGUAAAAUCACUCAAGGACCCUCACUUGAUGCACAUUACUGUAGGACCAACUUAAAUUAUAUAGAUGUUUUUGGGUAAUUUCAUCGUAAAUCUCUUGGAAAAUCCACUAGUUGAAGAGGUGGGUGUGUAGUGUUAUAUAAUUGAUUUAUCUGUUCUCUAUUGGACUAUGGGAUGAUAGUGGUAUGACGGGCUGGCUGGGUCACACAAAGCACCUGGUCAGCUUUGGACAAUGGAUACUGUAUUUUUGGGAGAAGGUCCAGUGUCAUCUCUCAUUCCAUAAAGAUUUGUUGGCAUAUAUGUAAAUUCGACCUACGAGAAAUAUACUGAUCCGACAUUGUCCUCUUAAUGCGUUGAUUUACAAAUAUAUACAAUAAAAGUGAGUCCUAAAAUGAUAGAUUCCUUCGAAGACUUUGUCAAAUGCAAAUAUCAUGGUGACGUACCUGAUGGAACUACGCAAGGUCUAAAUA